GUUAUUUGAACUCUCGUGAAUUUCAACAAUUUUUCCCCGAACCGAAAGGGUUGUCCGUGUGUCGCCGAUUGCGUUCAUUUUCCGGGGGUUUGCGUUCUUUUCGCGAUAAUUUUCCUUUAUAAAAAAUGUUAAUUUAACUAACCAAACAAAGCCCCAAUCUAAUUUACUUUUUAAUUUCUAAUUUAUCACCACACACGCUUUCGUUUAAAAUUACACAAAUAAUGCGUUUCAAUUUGCAACUAACUUAUUGGUGUUUAGUUUCAAUAACAAUAAUCUCAAGUUGCUUUUUGUUUUUGGUUGUUGCAUCGGAGUCGAGUGCGAGAAUUGUUGCCAAUGCGAAUGCCGCUCGACAACGAGAUGCUCCUCCUGACGUUGCAACAGCAGAAGCUGCAGCUGCUACCGAUCCGACAUUUGGAGGAGAGCGAAAUGCAGACGAUUACUUUGUCGUUGAUGAUAGAAAAGAUAGAAAAGUUGCAAGUGGCGUCAAAGCCGAUUCCAAAUAUGUGCAUAAGUUCGUUAAAGUGAAAAAAGAUUUCUUAAGUGCGACGCCGCCGCAACCGCCAACACCACCGCCGCGUUACCGGGCGAAACUCGUUCAUUCCGAAUCCAUACCCAUAACCAAACCUAUACCCAGUGUGCAUGUUAAAGUGUCUUCGCCAGUCGCAGAGGGUGAUCCGCCAGCAUCUUCGUUGCCAUUUGCGUCGUUGUCGUCGUCCCAGUUCGAUGGUGAAGAAUCGAGUCACUUAGAUCAUAGUGUCGAUGCUGGUGGAGUGUUUAGUGAUGGUAUUGUUGUGCCAGUGAGUGAGGCAGCAGGCAGUUCCCAUCGGAACAGGAAUGGCGAGCUGGACAGACACGAAACAAGUACCAGCCGAGGAAGUGGCAGCAAUGAAUGGGAGACACUGAAUUCGCAGCCAAUUGGAGCAUCAUCACAUUCCGCGGCAGCGAGCUUACCAGAUAUUUCCUCCGAAAACCCAACUGUAAUACCAUUGAAUGAAAUAACAUCCACCGACCCACCCCUGAUGAGUGGUGGUGCUGUUGGCGGUGUCGGUGUCGGUGGUAGUGGCAGCGGUGGCAGCCUUGAGCAACACACCAUCGAUUCCGUAAUAAUCUCAACAUCCGAAUCGAAUGUCACCAAUCAGACUCAACAGGACGCCAACGAAACAAAAACCACUGACAGCAACCAAAAUGCAAAUGAUCAGAUAGAAAAAAUAAAUGAUUCAGGUGGAUUGAUUCCACCACAGCCACCUGAUAGUAAUGAAGUUGUUGCGGCUGAUGUGGUCAGCGUGACAGCGACUCCAGCGAUGCCUAAAGCAACUACAAAUGCCACAAUAGCCCAUGAAGUCAACCUUACUGCCGAAGAAGUACCCAUUCCGGUAUUCUCAGAAUGGGCCCAAAAGCAAAUGGAAGCCGAAGAGAAACAACAACUCGAGCAAGACGUUGUCAAUUCAUCGACCCAGAGAAAAAACCAAACAACUGGGUCGAAGCUGCAACCGGGAAAGCUGCGAACAAAAAACUACGCCUCACCCGAUUGUGGGGCGAAAAUAAUCGCAUCCAAUUCGGAUGCCCAAAACACCGGAGCUGUGUUGACUUCAUCGAAAGAUGAAUACAUGCUGAGUCCAUGUACAAACCGCAUUUGGUUCGUUGUAGAACUGUGCGAAGCAAUUCAAGCCGAGAAAAUCGAUUUGGCCAAUUUCGAGCUCUUCUCGUCGUCGCCCAAGAAUUUCACCGUCGCUGUGAGUAAUCGUUUUCCAACUCGGGACUGGUCGAAUGUGGGUCGAUUCAUUGCCGAUGACAAGCGGACGAUACAAACCUUCGAUCUGCAUCCGCAUUUGUUUGGGAAGUUUGUACGGGUGGACAUCCACUCACACUACAACUCGGAGCAUUUCUGCCCAGUUUCAUUGUUCCGUGUGUAUGGGACGUCGGAGUUUGAGGCUUUCGAGACUGAGGAUCGCGCCGAUGACAUCGACGAGUAUGACGAUGAUAUCACACCCGAACAGGCGCACCAAAAGCACGAGAAUAAUCUAUUCAAAUCUGCGAGCGAUGCUGUAUUGUCCAUUGUGAAAAAAGCCGCCGAAGUCUUGGUCAAGACUAACUCCAAUCGAACCACAAUGGAGAUCAAGAGCGAUCAGGGCUGCUUCACACCGUCUGCAGGCGAAUUCGCUUGCAACCAGUGCAAAGAUACAUCUCUAGCUGCUCGAGUCAAUUAUGUGCUCUCGUGCAAACAUGCUCAGCUGCUAGAUAUGCUUCAAGUCGAGCGCCUGAAAAGCGACAUUCACACAUCCCAGAUAUGUGCCAAAAGAUUUAGUGUUAACCUUAAUAGCCAUUUAGAUUGUAAGAGCAGCGGACUGAAUGAGAAGAGUAGUUACUUUCUGAGCUUAUUGCCGGAGGACUAUGUCGGAGCAUUGUGUAUGCUUCUGGCGGGAAGAAGGAGAAUAACUUUGAACGAUUCCAUGGACAUGGACUCAAAUGAACGAGACCAAAACGGAGAAGUAUCGAUGAAUUUAACAAUUGACAAAAGCAAUGGAGGUUCCUUUGGGAAUCUCGAUAAACUGCCAGACAUUGCCGAAGAUGUGAAGAGAAACCCAAAAGUCGAGGAUGAAUUCUCGGGCGAGUUGUCACUUCAAAUUCCACCACCACCAAUUAAAGUUGAGGAAGAAAUUACCUCGACUGAAAGAAUUUAUGAAGAUCCUUCUCUACCAUCGUCGUCGUCGUCGUCCUCAGAGACCUUAGAUAUAAAUAUAUACAAUGUAGGUGAUAUGGCAGAUGAGAAAGCUUCUUCCAUUGAAGCACCUCCAGUGGAUGUUGUUAGGAGUGAUGAACAAAGAUCAGCAGAAGAGGCCCUCAUGGACACAACCAUACCACCAAGAGCUGAAGGUGGCGAUAUGACUCUGAAACCAUCACCGUCAGAGGAUCCAUCUACAUGGGACAAUCUUGAUACGUUACUAUCUGAAGGAGUUGUACCUGGAACUGGUAAUAAUGCGGCAGGUGGUGGCAAUCAAGGUAGUCAGCAAAGAAUUCCCAGUGGACCACACUCGGAGAGUGUUUUCAUAAGACUGAAUAAUCGAAUUAAAGCACUUGAGCGCAACAUGUCGCUGUCUGGACAGUAUCUGGAAGAACUAAGUCGCCGCUACAAGAAACAAGUUGAAGAGUUGCAAUUGUCAUUGACGAAGACCGUUCGAGCAUUGGAAGACCAAAAUCGACGACACUCCGAUCAGGAACGUGAGCUAUUGGAGAGAAAUGCUUUGCUCAAGGACGAGCUGGAAGAUGUCUCGCUGAAGGUGCAUGCUUGCAUAAUCCUGAUUAUCUUCGUGGGGUCAUUUAUGAUUCUGCUGACGAUUGUGGGAGUUGUUUGCUAUCGUUCGAUGGCGAGGAAUCUUUCACCCAACUACAAACAAGCCGAGAAACGGAAGGCCACACAAAAGAAGCUGAAUCGCAGGAAGUCGUUUGAUGACUUUUCCGAUGCUUCGACAGGGAAGCAGAAAAUUCGUCGCCCAAGUGAGGAGGCGAUGUUGAUUCUCAAAGACUGUGCCGGGGAGAAUUCGGCGCCAGAGAGCGAUGUAAAAGUGAGACAGCGAAAAGUUUCGGUAUUCUAUGGCAGAAAGGCUAAUCGAAAGGGAGAAAAACGCUCAUGGCCCGAGGUUAGUCAACCAGGAGUAUUCAAUCCCGGCGUAGAAGACCUACCGCCAGCCGAACCUGUUCCGGCUGCUGUGCUCGAGGACGAGGAAUACGAUCAAUUCAAUGCAAGUGAAUCGGAUUCAGUGUGCACAUCAGAGCAACCACAGUCGUCGUCAUUGAGUGGUAAAUCCAGGAAAUUCGUUAAUCUAUUCAACGGACGGGUUGGGAAAAAGUCAAAGAAGAACAAUCCAAGCUACAAAAGGCAAGAAUCAGCUCCUUCUGAUAUUGGGUUUUCCAAAACUAACAACAACACAACAACAGACUCAUUCGAUGAAAAACUAAUUCUCGACGAAGAUGAAAUCGAGAACUUUAUUCCCGGAGCCGAUCUGGCUUACAACGAAUUCAUGCCAGACGGACCAUCAGGCUAUCAGAUUAAUGAUGGUGCGGCAAGUUCAGAGGAUAAACGAAAAAAUAACAACAAUAACAAGAAAACCCGAAGACUUUCAUCGCCAGCAUUCUUCAAAUCACCAUUCAGCAAAAGUAGUAAAAAAUCAACACCCCACGAAUCGACUAGCUGGGAGUGGUAUCGAUCCAAAAAGUCAUCAUCAACAACAUCUAGUCAGAAUAUUGGUAGUAAUGGUGGUAGCGGUGUUGUUCUUAAGUCAACAAAAAUCAACGGUAUAGGAACAGCACAUAAUGGUCAACCAUCACCGGCUUCAUCUCUCUCCGAGAUUCUGCCUAACAGUGGUCAAGGAAGCAGUGAUAAUUCAUUUCGUAUUCUAGAAGAGGCUAUUAAUACAUCAACCAUAGCGACAUCGACGUCAAGCAGCAAUGGUAAUAGUGGUGGCGGAAGCCAUAGUGGAAGUAGUGCUGGUAGUAAUAGAAGCUCGAAAAAAAGUCACACUUUCAAUAGAAUAUUCAAAAAGGUCUUUUGAAGUGUGUGCCUGCCUUUUUCGCUGACUGUUUUGUGUGUUGUUUAUUUAAAUUUAAUUUUAAUUUUAACUUUUUGUUUUUGUAUUGAUUGUGUAUUGUGCGAGCGCUAAUUUAAUUUAAUUAAAAAACAAAAAAUUCAUUAAUUGUUAUGUGAAUUAAAAAGAGAGAGAGACACUUAUUUUUUGGUUAACUAUUUGUAUGUUGAAAUUUUUGAUAAAAAAUAUGAGUUAUUUUUUUAUUUUGAAAAUUAUAUAAUAUUCAGAAGACUGUUUGCUAAAAUGUAAAAAAAAGCAUUUACAAUUUAAUUUUUAUUUUAGAAACAAAAUGGAUGGUUUUAGUUCUUGUCCGCUAACCAUACUAAAUUGAUUUGUGGUGGAAUAAAGAAGAAGAAGAAGCUUUUAUGUUUUAAAAGAAUUACAAAUAAGUUAAUAGUUAUUUCUUUUUUUUUUGGUAUUGCGCAAUUGAAUCAUCAAUAUAAGAACAGCUCAAUAUUCAUCUUUUGACUAUGAAGGAACCACUAAACAAAAAAUAGUGUUUCAUAGUCAAAAAAUAUAACUCCGAUGAAAUUUAAUUCCGUAGUAGGAUAAGGUUUUGAGGGACUUUUAAUUUUUGUUUGGUUGUGCGAGAUUAUCCUUAGAAAAUUCGUAUACAAAGUCAAUUCUUUAUUUUUGUCAGGAGACGAAUUUGUUUAACAAUUGCAUUAAAAAUCUUUAUGACAGUAAUGUAUCACUCUGGUAAGAUUUUGUACGCUAAAAAGACUGUUAAUAUUAGAGUAUUGAGCUUUGAGACAAAGCUUUGUGCAUCCCCAAACCAAACGCUUCUAAAAGAAUGCAAGCAUUACAGAUCGAAACAAAUUUUGCAAUAACCAAUCAUUUGACCUUAAAAAGACAAUAGAAACUUAAACUCGACUUGAGAUUCCAAAGAAUUCAAAAGAUUAAAAAAAACUUCCAGUUAAUCUAAAAACUUCAAAAGAAUAGACAGGUUCAGACAACAUAAGGGACUUCAUUUGCAGGCAACUGCAUUCUUCAAACGUUCAUUUCGACUAAGUCAACUUGUUAGUUUUUCAAGUGUCAUAAACUUCAAACUCAGAACUUUACUUCCCAAACUUCUACUACAAAACUACCAAAAACAUUAUUGUCUACAAAACAGGCCUCAGGCAAACUACAAGUCCAUCCUAAUUUGCAUAUCGUAAUGUAAAGAAAUAUUAUUUAUAUCUUUUCUAAUUUGACGAGAAACCCUUUUACAUAAAAUUAUUAAAUGACUUGUGCGAAAAAUAAAUAAAUCGUAGAGGAAUAAAGUUCAACUUUCAGUUAAUUAAAAAACAUGGUCGAUUGUCAUUCUGACAUAAGUUGACUUGACUUGAUUGUAAGGGAAAUUUUUUUUGGCAGCUGGCCGAUCAGAUGCUAUACUUGCCUUACUUUCAAGUCCCUUAAGACGCAUGAACAUGCACAAUUUUUUGGCAGCUAGCCAAUCAGAUACCAGAAACUUGCCUUACUUUCAAGUACUUUAUAUCACCUAAGCCUGCCCAAUGCAAAUACUUCAAAAGAAUGCAAAAACUUGAAAAGAACGAAAUAAUCUUUAAUUUAUUGAAAUCAAUGAAUUGACAUUUUUUCCUUCAAUUGUAAUCAUAAAAGAUUGCAUUCGAAAUUAUUGCAAUCAAUAAAAAAUUCAUGAAUUGAAUACAAAUCUUUGCGUUUUUUUGAUUUCCGUUUAUCCACCAUUAUUUUGAAGAUUGGAUUCUUUUGAACUGUUUGCAUUCACUUGAAGUCUUAGCAUUCACUUAAAGUCUUUGAUUUCACUUAAAGUGUUUGCAUUUGUUUUGAAUUCUGCAAACAAAAUUUAAUGAAAAUUCACUUGAGAAUUCAGGCUUCAAAAGAACGCAAAAACUUAAAGUUAAAGUAAAAAUUUCAAAAGAAUGCAAGUAAAACACAUCAUGAAUGCUUUUUAGAAAUUGCAGUCAAAUUAUUGGAAUCUUUUCAGAGCCAAUAAUUAGUGAUUUCAAAAUUUAAAGUGACAAUCUUUAGAUGAAUUCAAUUAAUCCAAUAUUUAUGCUGAAGACAUACGAAAUUGCAUUCUUAUACAAGCCAGGUAUGGAAGUACAACAAAGAUAGAAAGACAUGUUUCACAAGUGGCAACCCGUUCAUCCGCCCACUUUAGUUGCUCCGUGAGCUAACAUAGUCAAAAGAUGAAGUAAGAAAAGUUUUUUUUUUUAAUUGGUAGCAAACCAAAUACUUAGCUCGACAGGUCCAGAAUGCUGAUGAUUGGGUUCGCUCUCGUGAAACAUGUAUCUUUAUACUAUGUGGAGCACAAUCAAAUUACUUAAGGCACCGAUACAGUCCCGUGUGAACUAGUGAGUCCCAAAAAAAAACUACUUAACCCAUAUCGGUUCUUUAGCUAGAUAUAUCCAGUUUCGCACUCCAAGAUCGAUGGGUUCAGCGUGGUUUAGUCAUCUCAGACGUUGGACCUUUAUUUUACAGUUUAGUCUACUACUUCGUUGUAUAGUCCUUAGUUUAACACUCUAAAUUGCCUGGAUAAGAUCAAAUUUCCGUCUGAAAUGUUGAUACUUUUGUUUAAGAAAUCUCAGAGGCUUUUAAAAUACUAAUGGCAAGCAAUGUUUAUGCUAACCCGCUAAGCUAAUGCCCUCCUUCAGCUGCUGAUUGUAAUAUACAUAUCAGCACGCAGUAUUUAAUUAACCUGUUUGCAUUUUCGAAAUUUUUUGUUUAAGGAUUCUUCAUAGUCGAAUUAUAAAAAACAUCUGCAAUUGGCUUAAGUUACAACUUCGAAGAAAAAAGUCUACUACGGAGUUGGAUAUUUUUUUUUUAAAUGAGGCUGCGACAUUUACAGUUCCAGCAAGACUUGGCUACAGGUCAUACGACACGCUAAACAAAAGAUUUAUGCAAAUAUAACUUCGGGAAACACCUCAUUUCGGUUUUUCAGAUUACUCAACUUUUGUUCUGCUCUUCGGAACCUGGAAUUCAACAUUGCUGAGUAAACACCAUUCGCAACACUAAGAGAAAAAUUUAGGCGGUCGACGUUGUCGCGGGCACAAGAACAAAAAGCAUUACAUUGUUCUAUAAAAAUUAUAUACACACUCUUUUGGAGUAUACUCAGUUUAUAUAUGUAAACGGAAAAUCAACAAAAUCACAAACCGAUGAAAGUUCCAAAGUCCUGAAAAUUCCAAAUGAACUAUAUUUCAACUUGUAAAAGUCAGAAUUUCACCUUCUGAUCAAAAAAUUAACAAAUAACAUCUUUCUUAUAUCCAUCUCUUAGCUGCCUUUGAUCCACAUAAAAAAAUUAAAGUCUUAAAUUCGUUCAUGAAGCUUUUUAAUCAUAAAUGGCACUUCGAAACAUUCUGGAUUAUUUGAAAAGCCUUCCAUUUAAAAGACGUACAAUUUGAAAACAGAAUAACAAAUUCAAGUAUCGCCAAAAUCAAAAAAGUGCCAUUUUUGAUCCGAAAUUUGAAUGAAUAUAUUAAACACCUUUGUUAUCUUUUAAAAUUUUGCAGCAAUCUGAGUCCGAAAAAAAAACUGAAUAGGUAAAGAUUUGAAAGAAAAGUUUUCAUGAAUUCUAUAAAAGUCUAAUUCCCCUUUUGAUCUAUUUCUUGUGUUCAAACCCUCAAAUAUUGGGUUGAUUGGUUGAUAAACGUUAAAAAUCAAUUUUAAAAAGUGUGUAUAUUUGUUUUUCUUCGAGUGGACAUAUGUAGAUUCAAGCUAAAUUAUUAAACAGCCAUAUCACAGGCCCGUCGAAAACGAUUUGUAAUACAAAUUCAAAAAAAUGGCAUAGCACCUUUUCUAACAAAAAUAUAUACAGUUACUCUCAAAAUUGAGCGUACACCAGCAAAUAAAAACUUUUUUAAAAACAACAAAGACAAUUAAGAAAAAAUAAUAACAAUUAAAAAACUACAAAAAAUCAUAAAAUGCAUGGCACAAAAUUAAGCGUGCACUUGGAAUUCAAAGCAUACAAAAUGUUAAUUAUUGGUCAAAUUUAAAUUUUAAUAUUUUGUAGUGCCUUUUGGCAUAUUCAUAGCUUAUAGUCCCCGCGGUAUUGAUUCAACAAUUUUGUAGUAAAAGGUGGGGAUUUAUUUUCCCAAAAUUCUGUGAUCUUCGCUUUCAAUUGACAUUUUUGGUUGGGUUACAAUUCUCCAUUAUUUUUUCCCACAAAUGCUCGAUGGGAUUGGGGACCCGAAAAUGAGGUGGGGUCUUGUGCUGGUUUCUGGCAUUAUGCAGCAACCAUUCCUUCACAACAAACGAUGUCUGUUCUGGAUUGUUAUCUUGUUGGAAUUAAAAGGUAAUUGAUAAAUUCAGUUUUUCUGCAGACUGACGCUAAUUUCUUUUAAGAACGUCGAAAAAUGUUCACUUGUUUACGAUUGUGUCAAUAAAUUUAAAGUUCCCAGUCCCAUUUGCCGCCAUUGACCCCCAUAACAUAAUAUUUUCUCUCCUUUGCUUAGCAGCGGCAAGCAAAUUCUCCAUCUUGAACUCAGUAUUGGGCUUUCUCCAAACAAUUUGCUUUCCGUCAGACCCAAAUAAGUUAAUUUUGGUCUCGUCCGAGAACAAAACAUCGUUCCAGAAAAUUUGGGGUUUGUUGAGGUGCUUUUUAGCGAACUCAAGAUAUUUUCGCUUAUUAAUUUUGGAAAUAAAAGAUUUGUUUCCGAUCAAUUCUGCCGUUAAAAUCAUUCUUUUUAAGAACGCGAUAAACAGUUUCGCUUCUUUCAAUAAGUGUCGCCAUUUCGGCCCCCAAGUUUGGUACACUCGUUUUUGGUUUUACUUUGAAUUUUCUUAAAAUUACUCGUUCUUUUUUGAUUACUUGAUUUAAGAAGCCAAAAAUACAAAUUGUACGCUUAAUUUUGUGUGAUGAAAUGUUGAAAUAAUGCAGUUUUUUUAAUAUAACCUUUUGUUUAAGUAAUGAUUUGUUAUGUAUUCGUAAACAAAAUUAUAAAAAAUAGAGAUUAAAAAGAAUUUCCCAAAAAUAUUACAUCUUAGAUAGGAAAAGUAACAAAUAAGUAAUUCUCAAUUGAGUGUACGCUCAAGUUUGGGAGCAACUGUAUGUAUAUCAUAGAAUCCGGAGGUCUAGAAAAGUAGAACAUCAAUUUCUUUAAUUUCUGUGGCAAUAUUUAAGUUUUAACUUCUCUUUGUCAUCCUUAAAGAUCUACAAGUUAUCAUUUCAUCCACUUGCUCGCAAAUGCCAUUUCUUGCUCCAUGUCUCCAAAUUUUCAGGAGUCGCUCGCUUGUGCUUCGCAUUUAAAAUUUUUGUUAUUUUUCUGUUGCAUUGUUUUGCUUCUUCUUUUUUUUUUGUUCGUUUGUUUAACAUGUUUUCAAAUUCCUAACACAUUUGUUAUUGUCGCACAAUAAGAAAACAAAACUAAAAAAAUUAAAAAAUUCUUUUCUUUUUCCUUUAGAUAAACGAUAAGAAGUGUUUUUGGGCAACUGAAACGCCUCUGACAAAAAAUGUGAUUGAUAUUAUUGGAGUUUUGUUUUAUUCUUUAUACUUUUUUGGUUUUUGUUUUUAAAAAAAGAGAGAAAAACAACUCGCAUAAUACAAAACAAUUUAUAAACAAAUAAAAAAACAAAGAAGAAAAAUCAUAGCAUAAUAUUUAGAUAGAUAAGGCUUAGAAAAAAGAUACAAACAAAAAGUAAAAACUGAAUGUUAAUUAAUGUUAGUUAAACUACAGAAAAAAAAAGAAAAACAAAUUGUGAAACAAAUAAAACAACAAAAGAAAAUUAUGUAUUUUUGUUUGUUCUUUUUCAUUCUAUAUAUGUAUUUAUAUAUAUAAAUGAAACAAUUUUAGAAAGACAUACAAAUAAAUAUAUGAAUAUAUUUUGUAGUUUAUUAUUCUUUGUUGUAAUAUCAUUUAUAUUUUUAAUUAACUAUAUUUUGUUUUUUUUUUCUUUGCAGUUUAUGUAUAAAAUUUAUUUAUUGUAUUUAAAUUUAAGUUAAUUUUUAAUAUAAAGAUAAAUACGUUAUUAGCAAUUUAUUUUUUCUUUUGUAUGUGUAGGUUUUAAUUAAUUUUGUUUUUUUUUUUUAUAUAAGAAUAUAUAUAAAUAUAAGUAAAAUUGUAUAAGCUAUAAAUGUAUACCCGCGGAAGCAAGUAUUAGGCGUACAUAAUAUAUAUAUAAUUAUAUAAUUGUUUUUAUUUUUAUUUCUUUUUGUGGAAAAUAAAAAUUUAUAAAACUUUGUUUUUAAGACUUUAAAAAUUGUA
This is a messenger RNA of Eupeodes corollae, 10744 nucleotides long. RefSeq lists its product as uncharacterized. Gene Ontology annotation, biological process: protein folding in endoplasmic reticulum. Lineage: Eukaryota; Metazoa; Arthropoda; Insecta; Diptera; Syrphidae. Gene Ontology annotation, cellular component: cytoplasm; membrane. The coding region runs from base 222 to 4550 and encodes 1442 amino acids. The transcript is spliced from 5 exons. The record is from RefSeq and is a predicted model, not a curated record.